Molecule: messenger RNA, 495 nt
Organism: Callorhinchus milii (elephant shark)
Lineage: Eukaryota; Metazoa; Chordata; Chondrichthyes; Chimaeriformes; Callorhinchidae
Gene: gemin7
Product: gem (nuclear organelle) associated protein 7
Exons: 2
Coding region: 98-418 (106 amino acids)
Biological process (GO): spliceosomal snRNP assembly
Cellular component (GO): SMN-Sm protein complex
Source: RefSeq, a predicted model, not a curated record
UGUUGGGGGACUUGGUGGUUGACGGGGAAGCAUUUGUGUGCGGGACACUGAGCGGCGUGGGGGAAGGUGUUAGUGAGGGACCUACAGAGGCUGAGUGAUGACGUCCACGGUGGCGGUUUUGCGGCUUCCCCGGGGACCGGACGGGCACAGCCGAGGUUUUGACCCCAAUUCUCCCCGGUUUCUCGCGCUCUCGCCCUCCUCCAUCCAGGCCUCUGACGUCGGCAACUCCGGCUGGCAAUUGGAACGGGAGCAGAGCACUCGCUCGGCGCUGAGGGAGGGCUUCCUGCGGAGCCUACUGGGGGCAGUGGGGAGGCCGCUCCACCUCACCAUGUACGAGCGAGUCAAAGUCAACGCCACAUUCGGAGCCUCGGACAUAGACAUCCUGAACUUCCAAGUCUCCAACCUGCAACGCCAUUAGGGGUUCAGAAAGAAGCGCUGCUGAGGUGCUCUGACAUCAUCUCGUAUACCUUUGAGCUUUAAUCUUUGACGCACCCC